AGGAAGGAGUGUAAGGAAAAUAUCUUCAAAUCCCAUCAAAUUAAUACUAGCCUCUGCAAGGAGGCAGUACCUCCAUCUUGAAUAAAAAAUUAAUAAAAUAAAUAUAUAAUAACUUUUUAAAAUUUUAUUUAAAUAAAAACCCCUCUAACCAAGGCUCUUCGCAUUAACAAUAAUAUUAUUGGAACUAUAAAGAUUGCCCAUGGACAAAGAUGGUUGUUACACGAAGAUAGUCUUCUUCGUGGCUCUUUUAGGUAUAUUCAUUGUCAUAGCGGAGGCCAAGGGAGGAGGUGGUGUGAAGGAUGGGGAUGGUAUAAGCGUUAUUCCAGCGCCUGAUGAAAAAACUUUUAAUUUAGCAGAUUAUGAUGCCACGGGUGAUGGAGAAACAGAUGAUGUAGAGGCCUUCAUGGGAGCAUUUAGGGCAGCAUGUGAUCAUCCUGGUAAGGCAAGAUUCUUAAUUCCUCGAGGACAAUUUGUUGUUUCACAAGCAGUAUUUGCAGGACCAUGUAAAGGUCCUGGCCCUAUAGUUGUGCAAAUUACAGGAAAUGUGAAGGCAAUACCUGAUAUUUCAAUGUACCCAGAACCUGAAUGGCUGAUCUUUGAGCGUAUUAAUGGUUUAGUGAUUUUUGGUGGGGGUACUAUUGACGGCCAAGGUGCACAAAUGUGGAAAUAUGCUGACUGUAAUCAAAAUUCUAAUUGUGCACGCCUUCCUUCUGUAAGUAAACUGUGA
Messenger RNA from Chenopodium quinoa (quinoa), 727 nucleotides. RefSeq names its product exopolygalacturonase-like. Gene Ontology annotation, molecular function: polygalacturonase activity. The transcript has 2 exons. Gene Ontology annotation, biological process: carbohydrate metabolic process. The record is from RefSeq and is a predicted model, not a curated record. Lineage: Eukaryota; Viridiplantae; Streptophyta; Magnoliopsida; Caryophyllales; Amaranthaceae. The coding region runs from base 200 to 727 and encodes 175 amino acids.